Paraphaeosphaeria sporulosa is the source of this 1228-nucleotide messenger RNA. RefSeq lists its product as uncharacterized. The transcript is spliced from 2 exons. The record is from RefSeq and is a predicted model, not a curated record. Bases 227 to 1048 code for a protein of 273 amino acids. Lineage: Eukaryota; Fungi; Ascomycota; Dothideomycetes; Pleosporales; Didymosphaeriaceae.
CUUGAGCGCAAAGGAGGAACCAAAGUGUAAAUCUUGCAGGGACAACAAAGAACAGUGCUUCUCUCCGCAUCGAGAAUGGCCGGGACAACGUUGCGAUCGAUGCGAACAUUAUGGCGAUCCUUGCGGUAUUGGACUCACCACUACUGAAGACAAGCAGGUCCGCCAAUAUCAGAGGAGACGCGAAAACAUUGCUGUUCAAGAAGAGGGAGCUUCGAAGAGACCAGGUAUGCAAGAUGCGCUUGCAGCAGGCGAUCUCAUCGACUACGCAGACGAUGCUAUAGCCGCCAUGGGAUCUUCGGGUUCGACAACGCCCUACGCGACUCAGGAAACGCCGAUCGCGGCACCUUCGACGAUGGACGAUAGUUUCCAAGUUCAAUACUCACGGACCAAUGGUAUCAUCGAGAGUUCAAGCCUAGAGGGAGCUAUCGCUCAGCUGGCGGGACCAAGCACUUGGUCUCAGAAGCGUGAGUGCGGAUACGACGCGGCAAUGCGUGCUGUACAAGCGGAUCCUUUGGAGGUGACAGACUUGUACUUCCCGUUGGGUUCGUGGGAUGAUGCGACGUAUGUACGCUCCGAUCGCUCGAGCUCGGAAGACACAGUGGCUUUUGCAGGAGCUCCAUCAUCGAUGACGAGCCAGCUUGGGUCGAUUCCAGUCGAUUCGCGACGAAACAGCAAUUUGACAGUACCUGGACAGAACAGCGCAUGGAGCCCAUUGGAUACUGGCGCAUGUUUUGGUCCGAUGCAAUGGACUGAACACAUGUCCUCCAUUGAGCAUGAGUCCUUUGCGAAUCCCAGUCACGUUUACGGCUUGCCAAUGGUCUCUCUCAAGAUGACGCCGUCAGACCCGUAUGUAAUGACGAAUGAGAUGGAACACCUACUGUACCAGCGCAUGGGUAGCCUCUAUGGAGACCCAGGCACGUACAGCAAAGUAUGCAGUCAGAAUUUCGGUAGUACACUAACAGAGUGGUAUAGAGAGGACGUAAGGCAGCUGGCCCACUGCAUAAGCGACUGCCAUGUCGGCGCCCAAGCUUACGGCAAAUAUGCCUGACUGACUCAAGUAUCUAGGGCUAUCUCAUAGUCAAGCUUGCACUGUUCGCGUGCAUGGCCGGGGAUUCUUUGAUCAAAUAACUAAAGCUGGAGAAGAAACGUAGACAGUUGGGUGGGGAUCUGACCCUUCAAGAGUCGCAAUGUCCUGACAAGUACCUCGAGGCUUUCGAAAAAUACUAUU